Paramecium octaurelia is the source of this 758-nucleotide messenger RNA. The record is from the annotation of a GenBank genome assembly. NCBI's taxonomy places the organism in Eukaryota, Ciliophora, Oligohymenophorea, Peniculida, Parameciidae.
AUGAAAAUUAAUUCUGAGUUGAUUCAAGGGUCCCAUCAUUUCAUCAAUCCAUUGAAUGAGCGCCAACUAGAUUUAAGAGGUAUUUCUACUCCUUACCAUUUUAUAGCCAAGAAAAUAACAGCCAUUGAAAAUUUGGGAGCUACUUUGGUAUCAAGAAUCUUUAUUGUAGGAUUUCUUUGACCACAUUGAUUUGGGGGAUAAUGAUAUCAAAAAACUAGGAAAUCUCACCUUGUUGAAAAGGUAUAGUAAUCAAUUCAUCAUUUCAGAUUAAAAACUCUAAACUUAUCCAAUAACAGGAUCACGAAAUUGACUGAUAUUUCUGACUCGUUGCCAAAUAUUGAAAACUUAAUUCUGAUGAACAAUAGACUUACAGACAUUAAUGAAAUGUAUUCAUUAACAAAUUGCAAAAAGUUAAAGCGCUUGAUUUUGCAUGGUAAUCUCAUAACUCAACAACCUGAUUAUCGCUAUAAAGUUAUAGCCAUUUUACCUAAUCUCAAAGUUUUAGAUUUCAAUAAAGUGACAUUGGCAGUUAAUCCUCUAUUAUUAUGUUUUAGGAACGUUAAAAAGCAAUUGAAUCCUUCAAGCCCGAUGAUUUGACAGAUUACAUGAAUUUAGUCAAUUUGAAGGACGCCACAAUUGACAAAGAUCACAUUAAGAAAUUGCUUGAAAAUGCCAAAACAUUCGAUUAAAUUAAUUAAUUGGAGAUGCUGCUAAAAUAAUAAUAAGUAAAGAAUUUAUCCAUCCUGAAUGAUUAAUGA